This is a messenger RNA of Cyphellophora attinorum, 2082 nucleotides long. RefSeq names its product Transcription factor steA. Gene Ontology annotation, biological process: sexual reproduction; regulation of DNA-templated transcription. Lineage: Eukaryota; Fungi; Ascomycota; Eurotiomycetes; Chaetothyriales; Cyphellophoraceae. The coding region runs from base 1 to 2082 and encodes 693 amino acids. Gene Ontology annotation, cellular component: Tec1p-Ste12p-Dig1p complex; nucleus; Ste12p-Dig1p-Dig2p complex. Gene Ontology annotation, molecular function: DNA-binding transcription factor activity. The transcript is spliced from 3 exons. The record is from RefSeq and is a predicted model, not a curated record.
AUGUUCCCCUCCAGCGGAGCUCCCAUGGCGCAACCACAGAAGCCAGAGACAUUCAUGCUCUCGAACGAAGCUCAACAGAGCCUGCCUCAAGAUGCUCAAGUCGCCCUGCAGCAGGUUGACAACCUCAAGUAUUUCCUCAUAUCCGCCCCAGUCGACUGGUCGCCCGAGUCGCUCAUCAGACGGUUUCUCCUACCAACAGGAGAAUACGUCUCGUGCGUGCUAUGGAGCAAUCUCUUUCACAUAUCCGGCACCGACAUCGUGAGAUGUCUGUCCUUCCGAUUCCAGGCUUUCGGCCGCCCCGUCAAGAACCCAAAGAAGUUCGAAGAAGGCAUUUUCUCGGACCUCAGGAACCUCAAGUCGGGGACCGAUGCCUCCCUCGAAGAACCCAAAAGUCCUUUUCUCGAUUUCCUGUACAAGAACAACUGCAUUCGCACACAGAAGAAGCAGAAAGUAUUCUAUUGGUAUUCCGUACCUCAUGACCGGCUGUUCCUGGAUGCAUUGGAGCGUGAUCUCAAGCGCGAGAAGAUGAAUCAGGAAGCCACCACGAAAGCUGUCGCCGAGCCAGCUCUCUCGUUCGAAUUUGAUUCGUCGCAGUCUCUGUUCGAGCAGCUCACAAAGGCUCAGCAAGCUAGCUCUUCCUCUUUUGCUACUGCGAACGCAGGCGCAGGCGCUGCAGCCUACUCUCAGUCAACAUCACCAGUCAUGCGUGCUGCGGACUCCAUGCCACCCCCGAAUAUGCUGCCUCAGCAGAUGCCUCGAUCCAUGGAUCAGCCACCUCAGCCAAUGUACACGCAUGCUCCAAUGCCGGCUCCGAUCCAGACUAAUGUACCACCGAUGAUGGCCCGUCAACCAGAUUAUUCUGAUAUGGGCUCAUACGACCGUACACACAUGCGACAUGCCUCAAUGCCGGCAUACAUGGAAUAUUCGCCUGCGCCGUCAUUUGUAUCUUCCCAUUUCGAGGACUACAGCCACAGGGGCAUGUCCUACGAACCCAUUACCCCUCCUCAGCAUGCCGGUCCUAUGGGCGAGCCAGCCUACAUUGCCAAUGAGGACACUGGCUUGUAUUCUGCCAUUCCUGAGAUGCAGCCGAUGGCAAACUACAACCCGAUGGCUUCCCUGCCUCCCACAUCCAUGGCGGGGCCUGCACCGGCAUAUGCGAACAGCCCUCGUCCAUUCGCACCAUCGAACGUCUACUCGGUCAUUGAAGGCUCGCCCACCUACAAGGCGCGAAGAAGGCGGUCUUCAAUUCCUUCGUCAAUCAUGAACGCAGUUGCUGCAAAUGCAGUCGCUCAGGUAACACAAAUGAAGCAGCACAUGCCUGCUAGACCAAGUGAUCUUCGUCGGUCAAUGUCGAGCUCUGUUCUGCCAAUCGCUGAAGGUGACGAGUCGCAAGCUCAAUCGCCACCGGGAUUGACACACAGCUACCCAUCUUCGAUCAUUCAUCGCGAACACAAUCACCACGAUUUCUCGCGCCACACCACCCCACUUGCCAGCCUCGAGGAAGAUCCCCAGCAGAGCAGCAUGAGUGCGGGCACCGAGAGCUUUCCCAGCUUCAAUGAGGAAACGUUGUCGUACACUCCUGGUAGCGCCGCAGUGCGCAUGGAGCGACCUGGUCCGGUGCGAAGAGCCCGCAGUGCAACGAUGAUGGAGCUUGGCAUGCCUUACAAAUCGCACUCUUGCCCGAUUCCAAGCUGUGGGCGCCUGUUCAAGCGUUUGGAGCAUCUCAAGAGACACGUUCGUACCCACACUCAGGAACGCCCUUAUGUUUGUCGGUACUGCAACAAGGCCUUUUCGCGGUCCGACAACCUCGCACAGCAUCGCAGGACACAUGAGACAAAUCAAGAUGGUCAGCCCAUCAAUCCUACAUCCGAAGAGGAUGACAUGGACAAUGAAGAGAAUGAGUUUGGCUCGCUCGAAGAUGACCUGUCAUCACCCGAGGAGAUGCGCGCACCAGAGGGAUUGAUCCCACCAAUGACUUCCUCCAUGCCACCGCCAUCAAGCCUGAUCAUGCAGCCGAUGAGCCAUUCGAUGGUCGCUCCCAGUCAGCUGGUGCAACCACAGAUGUUGCAGCAUACCAUCUAG